Molecule: messenger RNA, 1455 nt
Organism: Aphanomyces astaci
Lineage: Eukaryota; Oomycota; Saprolegniomycetes; Saprolegniales; Verrucalvaceae
Exons: 1
Coding region: 656-1036 (126 amino acids)
Source: RefSeq, a predicted model, not a curated record
AUCACCCAGCACCUGUCCUAAGUGGACAGGAAUUAAAGACACCAGGGCAGCAUGGAUUUUGGGGUUUUUCGGGUUUCGGCAAAAAUAAGGAUGGCAAGGCGCUCAAGUCCGCAGGCACAAAAAUAAGGAUGGCAAGGCGUUCAAGUCCGCAGGCACAAGCAUGAUUCAAAAAAGGCAUGAGGAUAACACGAGGCAACAGCAACAGCCCCAACUUCUCACACCAUGGCCAGCAGUAGGGGAAAAAGCGAGCAUCAAACCUUCUGGAGGAGACAUAUAAUGGAACGAAAUGGGCACACAGGCGGAGAACGCAACACAUCCACAACACGUGACGAGGGUUCACACCAAGGAGGACGAGUUGGGCCAGCAGGUCACAGGUCUAGAAGAAGCACGCCCACACACGACUGAUUGCGAACAAGUCAUACCACGAUGAAGUCAGAGAUAGGCUGAAGGGCGAGCACCAUGGCGGAAGCGUACAGUAGACACGGCGGCAACGCUACAAGGACCACAACCACACACAAACGGCCGGGGAGGCAAACACACUCCGUCCAACGAAGUCAAAUGGAUGGCUGCGAAAGACUACAAAGUACACCACCAUUCGCCAAAACGUUUGUACUGACCAUCACAAGCCAAUCGGGCCACGAGGAAUUCCACCACAAUGGGCAAGCGCAGUUAUGGCUACGGAAGUUCACACACGGAACAUGAUCGAAAAGAGGACGCUGCUAUACCACCAAACCAAGCACUUCGACCAUCAAAUGGCACAUCGAAUGCAAAGCCGAGCAAGGGGACAUGGCGGCGUGGAUGCCAACUACAGGAAAACACACGAACGAAGCACAUAUCGACGCUCGACAUACUGAUUGAAGGUUUGGCAGCGCACCGACAAGAAGGGAGGGCUAGGAGAAAAACAUCCCAAGCAAGGAGAUUGCUGUACAUACUAAAGGUUUGCGAUCCAUUGCAACGCUCACGACGGUGGUCAAAGUACAAAUGUACUAGGGUAACAACAUCCCGUGCCAAAAUAGUGUGCAAGUGUACAUACUAGGAAUCGAAGGCUGCCAAAACGCAAGAGCGUAAAAGAGGACUAGGAGAAAGGCCAACGACCAAUGGUGUAUAUGUACAUACUAGUAUUCAUGGCUUGGAUAUCGCUUGGGCCAAUCGGAUCGAAAAUAUUGGCUACAAGCACAUCCACCCACACAACAAGAAACGGACAGAAUCGACGUACAGCACGCAACGUCCAAAGGUACUUCCAAAUGCAAACGGAAAUCCCAGCAAAACCAGUCGCUCAAAACUCCACUGGUCGACGAAGGUGCUUCAGAAGAUAGGCAGCGCGCCGAAUGGGGACAUAAAGAACACACACGUUCGGGUGAGUUCAACGGCAGACGUACGCUGCGCAAUGGACCGGCGGCAUCCUAAGUGCGUGGAAGAAGGGUGGGCGUUGCACGGCAAAUCGAAGAAUGAGAC